This is a messenger RNA of Propithecus coquereli (Coquerel's sifaka), 7241 nucleotides long. RefSeq names its product Scm-like with four mbt domains 2 (gene SFMBT2). Lineage: Eukaryota; Metazoa; Chordata; Mammalia; Primates; Indriidae. Gene Ontology annotation, cellular component: nucleus. The transcript is spliced from 21 exons. The record is from RefSeq and is a predicted model, not a curated record. Bases 115 to 2727 code for a protein of 870 amino acids. Gene Ontology annotation, biological process: regulation of DNA-templated transcription. Gene Ontology annotation, molecular function: histone binding; transcription corepressor activity.
GCGCCCUCCCCGGCGGCGCCCGGGGCCCGGGUCCACGCCGAGGGCGGCACAAACUUGCCCAGGUAGUUCUUCCUGCAGGAUGAAUUAAGAGAAGGGGACACUUACUCAUCAGGAAUGGAGAGCGGUUUGUCAGUUUCCAAUAUGCAAGACCCUUCGUCUUCACCCUUGGAAAAGCAUCUUGGGUCAGCAAACAGAAAUGGAGACCUUGAUUCAGAGGAAGGUUCCAGCUUGGAGGAAAUCGGCUUCAACUGGGGAGAAUAUUUGGAAGAAACAGGUGCCAGUGCUGCGCCUCACACGUCGUUCAAACACGUCGAAAUCAGCAUUCAAAGCAACUUCCAGCCGGGGAUGAAGUUGGAGGUGGCGAACAAGAACAACCCGGACACGUACUGGGUGGCCACCAUCAUCACCACGUGUGGGCAGCUGCUGCUCCUGCGCUACUGUGGUUACGGGGAGGACCGCAGGGCCGACUUCUGGUGCGACGUGGUCAUAGCGGAUUUGCACCCCGUGGGGUGGUGCACGCAGAACAACAAGGUGUUAAUGCCGCCGGACGCAAUCAAAGAGAAGUACACGGACUGGACAGAAUUUCUCAUACGUGAUUUGACUGGUUCGAGGACAGCCCCUGCGAACUUGCUGGAAGGUCCUCUGCGAGGGAAAGGCCCUAUAGACCUCAUUACAGUUGAUUCCUUAAUAGAACUUCAGGAUUCUCAGAGCCCUUUUCAGUACUGGAUAGUUAGUGUGAUUGAAAAUGUUGGAGGAAGAUUACGCCUUCGCUAUGUGGGAUUGGAGGACACUGAAUCCUAUGACCAGUGGUUGUUUUACUUGGAUUACAGACUUCGACCAGUUGGUUGGUGUCAAGAGAAUAAAUACAGAAUGGACCCACCUUCAGAAAUCUAUCCUUUGAAGAUGGCCUCUGAAUGGAAAUGUGCUCUGGAAAAAUCCCUUAUUGACGCUGCGAAAUUUCCUCUUCCAAUGGAAGUGUUCAAGGAUCACGCAGAUUUGCGAAGCCAUUUCUUCACAGUUGGGAUGAAGCUGGAAACCGUGAACAUGAGCGAGCCCUUUCACAUCUGUCCUGCAUCAGUGACCAAGGUUUUUAGCAAUCAUUUUUUUCAAGUGACUAUUGACGACCUACGACCAGAACCUAGUAAACUGUCAAUGCUCUGCCAUGCGGAUUCUUUGGGGAUUUUGCCAGUACAGUGGUGCCUUAAAAACGGAGUCAGUCUCACCCCUCCCAAAGGUUACUCUGGCCAGGACUUCGACUGGGCGGAUUAUCACAAGCAGCAUGGGGCGGAAGAAGCACCUCCGUUCUGCUUCAGAAAUACAUCAUUCAGCCGAGGUUUCACAAAGAACAUGAAACUUGAAGCUGUGAAUCCCAGGAAUCCAGGAGAGCUCUGCGUGGCCUCUGUUGUCAGUGUGAAGGGGAGGUUGAUGUGGCUUCACCUGGAAGGGCUGCAGACUCCCGGUCCAGAGGUCAUUGUCGACGUCGAGUCCAUGGACAUCUUCCCCGUGGGCUGGUGCGAAGCAAAUUCUUACCCCUUGACGACGCCGCACAAAACAGCCUCACAAAAGAAGAGGAAGAUUGCAGUUGUGCAACCAGAAAAACAGUGCUCACCCUCCUUACCCGUACCUAAAAUCUCUCCNNGGCUUUGCUAUUCUUCCCCUGCAGGAACCGUCCAUGGGAAAUACUGCUGCCCUCAGCUCUUCAUCAACCACAGGUGUUUCUCGGGCCCUUACCUGAACAAAGGGAGGAUCGCAGAGCUGCCCCAGUCAGUGGGACCUGGCAAAUGUGUGCUGGUUCUCAAAGAGGUAAAUCGCACGCGCACGGCCACACACGUGCAGCCCGCACGUAGGAGGUACCGAGGCAAAACGUACAGGGCUGUGGUUAAGAUCGUACGGACGUCUGACCAGGUAGCCAAUUUCUGCCGCCGGGUCUGUGCCAAGCUGGAAUGCUGUCCCAAUUUGUUCAGUCCUGUGCUGGUUUCUGAAAACUGCCCAGAGAACUGCUCCAUCCAUACCAAGACCAAAUACACCUACUACUACGGAAAGAGGAAGAAGAUCACCAAGCCCCCAAUUGGGGAAAGCAACGUCGAAAGCGGACACCCCAAGCCGGCCAGGCGGAGGAAGCGGCGGAAGUCCAUCUUUGUGCAGAAGAAACGGAGAUCUUCGGCCGUGGACUUCGCCGCAGGCUCGGGGGAGGAAAGUGAAGAAGAGGACGCAGACGCCAUGGACGAUGACACCGCGAGCGAGGAGACCGGCUCCGAGCUCCGGGAUGACCAGACGGACACCUCGUCCGCGGAGGUGCCCUCGGCCCGGCCCCGCAGGGCCGUCACCCUGAGGAGCAGCUCGGAGCCCGCGCGCCGGCCGCCCGUGGAGAGGGCACGCAGGGGCCGCAGAGCGCCGGCCGCCUCCCCUGCGGAGGAGGGAGACAAGGGCCCGCCCGCCAAGCCCGAGGGCGCAGAGGAAACGAAACAGGAGGAGGAGGAGAGACUCGUGCUGGAGAGCAACCCCUUAGAGUGGACGGUCACCGACGUGGUGCGGUUCAUUAAGCUGACGGACUGCGCCCCCUUGGCCAAGAUUUUUCAGGAGCAGGACAUCGACGGCCAGGCCCUGCUGCUGCUCACCCUCCCGACGGUGCAGGAGUGCAUGGAGCUGAAGCUGGGGCCGGCCAUCAAGCUGUGCCACCAGAUCGAGAGAGUCAAGGUGGCUUUCUACACCCAGUACGCCAACUGACCUCUCGGGAGGCACCCGUUGUCGCUGCGAUGCAGAGUUUGUGACGGUUUCCAGGACCGGAGCUUUGACCCUCCGGGAUACGUGAAAUGGUUGGUACCCACACAAAGUACCGCCAAAAAGCCAGGGCCCGGGGCCUCCUUCCUCCACCAGCCUGAGAGUUCCGUGUUUCAGAGCACACCAAAGGACCACAGCCACGGCUCCAGGGAGAGCAAAUGGGAGUUCUGCGUCGGCCCCCGCCAGGAUGCGCACGAGCUGCCCUGUGCAUCCACACUUCGCCUUUCUCUCGCCCAAACCAGGCAGCGCCCUCCGAAUGACGUUUCCUAAACAGAGACCUUUAUUCUUUGAAAACAAGAGUGUGACGGGGAAGACACCUAACCCCCCGCCAGCGGCGUUUGCUGCGGUCCCUCUCAGGCACACCGAGAGAUGCUCUUUCCUGCCCCGCAUCUGUCUCUGGCUGAGCCGCACACGCCGUCACCGCAGUUUGAUCUUGGCGGCACCUCCUUGCUCCAACACAGCUGCAGGUGAUGUUUCGGGACGUCGCUAUCAAAAGGUGUGCUAACGCUCCGUCCCCGUCAGGGGUGCCUUUUAGGAAGUGUGGGGAGCGAGGGAAGGCGGCGUCUCGUUGCACUGGGAUGGUUUUCCUGGAGGGAUGGAAGCCUCGUGCAGAGACAAGCUCUAUGCGCAGUCUUUUGUGGAACCUCGGCUGUCUCCAGUGUUCUGAUUUAAUCGUAGUCAGAUCAGGGAGUGAAUCCUUUAGGAAAGCUUUGAGUUUAUAUACUGAAGGAAAACCUUCAUUUCAGAGAGCAGGAACGGGAAGAGAUUUGGGGGAAGUGUUUCGUGAACUGGCUCCAUCCCGUAGCAGGAUCAUCGCAGCAGACCACUGCGAGAGCCCCUCUGAGCAGCCCUUAGUUCCACGUGGCUCGCCGCGUAUACAGGAGGCGUCACAGUGAGCACCGGAUGUGGCAUCAGCCACUUCUCAUCCUGGCUUUGCUCAUGUACCGACUAGCGCUGUGAUCCUGGGUAACUCCUCAUCACUCUGGGCCUCGGGUCCUGAGAAACGCCAAGUGUGCACACCAGGAGGGUCGCCGCGAGCACACCGUCUCCCCGUCGCCCGCACCCCGCCCGCGCUGGAGGGGAAGAGCCAGAUUGGCCAAGAUGAGAAAAAGAAAGAAAAAGAUGUGUGCGGCGACCGCUUUACCCCUGCAAGCCCUGCAGCUCACUCUGGCUUUGAGGUUGUUGAUGAAAUUUCUCGGGCGGCUUCGUUAAAUCCGCCAAGUCACAUGCAGGAACCCGAGGCUCCGAGAACCGGCCGCCUCGUGUGCUGGACGUCAUCUGCGUGCUCCCAUGAGCAAUUCGAUGCAUCGGUUCAAACCGGUGGACUGUGAUUUUCUGACGCAGUGGUUGCCUAAAUACCUUUUUAAACGUAUGCAAGGAAACCAAACCUUCACGUGGUUCCACGGUGGCCGCUGGGAGCAGAGGCUUCAUGCCUUCCUGCUGCCUUUCUACGUAAUGACCUUGAGCUCCUCUCUUUGCCUGGAGUCUCGACAGUUCCCAGAAGGUCAUGGGGCGGGCUCCUUGGCUGCUUGCAUUUUCUGCGACAUUUUAAGGCAUGAUCGUCUGUCGGAUUUUGAAAACUUGGCUAAUGCUGACUUUUCUUAACAUUCCAUAGCAGUGACCAAUGAAAAAUGGAAAGCUGAUAUUUUGUGGUUGAGGCUUUUUUGUCUCCCCUGCAGCUGGUUUCUGAAGUCAGGUGUUAAAGUUUGGGGGACGGGUCUGCCUGGGGACCCCACACGGGCGGACCGUGCCCCGCACGGAAACAUCCCUGGGAUUCGUGCCAGCUUGGGUGGGCGGACUCCCUCCUAAGCGCAACUUCGGCCCUCUCCUCGGUUUCACACGCCUGCCUUCUCCGCCACACGCUGUUGGCCUUAAACACUCAGCCCAGUGGAGGGAAACCGUGUCGCACGGUUGGAAAGGGCGUCCGUUUCAAGGUCUUUGGCAUUUUCCCCGCUCGGGCUCCUUCGUGAUCUUCACUGUGGCCUUUUCAAGCUGAGCCGUUUCCGUGGCAUCCGAGACGGGGACGAGGGACCGUGAUGGCCCCAGCAUAGCGUGUCCUUUCAGCAGGAACGUCACUUCUCUUGCCCUUUCUAGGAACGGCAAGGAGGAGGAGGUGCUGCAUCCGAGUGGGGAGAGCAUCUGGGGGCCCUGGAGCCUGGCCAGAGAGCGGAGGGCGGCCCGCCAGGAGGCCCAGACGGCGUGCGGCCACCUUUGCUGGGGAGAGACUCUCUCUGUCCUCAACCCUGUGUCUCACUGCAUUCCCCCUCCGCGUGGUCGCAGGCACUCCGUCAGCACUGGCUCUGCGUGCGCCUGGCCAGGAGGAGAAGGCCGUGACCCAGGCAGGAGAGGGCCCAGCCGGGGCCGUCAUCACAGACGUCACCUACGUGCCAUCUCUCCGGGCCAUGGGGAGAGCCCAGAGCCAUUUCAGGACCAAGGAGGUGCUUUGCCUCCAACUGUGUCCUCCGGAUCUGGGAUUCUUCGGGCAUUUCCCGCAGAGUGGGUGUGCUGCUUCCCGUCAACAGCGGUUCUGCUGCGGAAUUGCGGCGUGGUUUUCAGUGCGCUGUAGGAUGCACCUCUCGCCAGCUUAAAGAUAGGGCCAAUUUUCCAGGAACGUUUUGCUGUGUUGUGUCCUCGUUGCUUAUGGCAGGAAAACUGGAUUUGACACGUGUUACCCCAGUAACACCACAGCCCCUAAGCCAAAAAUGUCUUGGCCUAAACGCCAACCAGUGGUGCCCCCCAUCCCCUCCCUGGAUGGCACCAUUUCUUCUGUGUCUCUCUUUGACCAUCCUUUGGGACCAAAGCCCUCUCCUUGGUGCCCCUGGGCCUGUGCACUUCGUGCCGCGCUUUACCUCCCGGGACCCGCCCCGCGGGCACCCUGCAGUCUGUGCCGCGUGUGCCCCAAGCAACAGAAACGCCGCCUCAACUUUAAUAAUAAGAGCCUGUCGCUCAACCUGCCCUUAAACUAACGGAGCUUCUUUCAGCCCCCAGCUCCUCGACUGCAUUUGUACUGUGUCGUGAAAGUAUCCGGCCCGUAAAAACACAAACACAACAACCUAAAAAGAACAGGGUACAGCUAACAUUUCAGAACUUCUUUGCUUUUCACAAACAAAACACAGAGCUCCCUAGCAUGGAGAACUCCUCUGUCACCUUUCAAAUUGGAUUCAUUUGAUCAAAGUUUGAGUCACAUGCAGUAUUUGAGCUGUACAGCUACUAGGUCCCUCUGCCUUAUUUGAUCAUAUUUGAAAGAUUAAUUCCUGGCUUCGCUUUGAUUUUCUCCUCAGCAAAUUAAAAUGAUCCAAACCUUUAGCACUGCCGCCUCUAACCCUUAUUACAAUCUCCGAAGGGUUUAUUUUGAUCAGCCUUUUAAAGAUUGGCCUCAUUUCCCUAAUUUAUCUCAUAGAAUUUCGAGUGUUGUGUUAGGUUCUGGAAUUCGCCUUCUAUCUUAUGCCAAACGCUCCUUUCUAAGAGCUGUUCACCCUUAGUUUUAGAAGCACUGGGGAUUUUCAUACCUUUUUUGUAGAACACCCAUCUGUAUUUAUUUCUGUACAUAGAACUACAACACAAAACAGCAGUGUUAAAAUCUUCAUUGUGGUUUGAGCAUCGGUGCUGCUUUGGGGUUGAGAUGGUGAAUCUAGACUUCACCGACUCUGUUUUCUGUCUGUAGAAAACUGUGAUCAAGCGUGCAAUUAUUUGAAAGGAAAAAUAGUAAAUUAAGAUAUAUUUAGUUUUAAAGAAAGACAUCGUUGGAGAGAUGUCCACACUGCCAUGUCUCUUUGGUGCAAUAAUUAAGUAGCAAGGGAAAGCGACAUUGCCAACUAUUGCAAUCUGAUGAUUCUCUUAUUCGUUUCUGUUCAACAGUUUUCUGAAAAUGUUUUACUCCCUUUAACUUAGUUGAAUUUUUAAGCUGAUUGAUUCUCAUAGCUUUUAUCACUGAGUGGUCUACAGAUACUCACAACCUGAGAUGAUAAAAUGGAAUUGUACUAUUUUUGACCCCAUUUAAUUUACCCAAAAACUGUAAUUGCUGACACGUAGUGCAGCCUUGGAUUUUCGUUCAGAGCCUCUCUAAAUUCAGAUGAUAAAUAACAAACAGUUUCCUGCACUGAAGUCUUUGCACGUCAGUGGUUGUGUUAAAUGCAAAGGACCCAGUGACCAUGUAGGUCACAUCAGCUAAAAAGGGCCAGGGCAGUGCUCCGGGGGGCUGAAGAGAUACAUUGAAGAAAAAGGAAAGUUCUAGGACAAUCAUUUGCUAAAAAUCACCUUAAGAUGGAAAAUUCGAGGCAAUUUUUUAAAUGACGGAAAAAAUAAUCAUCUCACUUGCUCAGAGUGGGAGCCAGCAUGGUAUCUAGAAGCGUAAACUUCCCUCAUCGUGGACGUCGGAAGCCCUCUGACUGUUUUGCAUUCCAGUUCGAAUAGUUUGUAUUGAAAUUGGGUUCCUGUCUUGUGUAUGUUUCGGUGCAUAA